AUCGCCCUGCACCCCGACAAGCAGCCCCCAGCCCCGCGCCGCUGCGACACCAACCAUAAAGGGUCGUGUAACGAAUCGGAGAGUAACGACGAGUCCAUCCCUGAGCUGGAGGAACCUGAGGGCUCGGAGCCGCCGCAGGCCCAAACCCAGGCACAGCUCAGCCACUCGCUGGGCACCGGGGAGGAGACGGUCAGCAAGGCCAAGCAGAGCCGGAGCGAGAAGAAGGCCAGGAAGGCCAUGUCCAAGCUGGGGCUGCGCCAGAUCCACGGCGUCACCCGCAUCACCAUCCGCAAGUCCAAGAACAUCCUCUUCGUCAUCACCAAACCCGACGUCUUCAAGAGCCCCGCGUCCGACAUCUACAUCGUUUUCGGAGAAGCCAAGAUUGAGGAUUUGUCCCAACAAGUGCACAAAGCGGCGGCUGAGAAGUUCAAGGUGCCCAUGGAGCACUCGCCCCUCAUCACCGAAACGGCGCCCGCCCUCACCAUUAAGGAGGAGAGCGAGGAAGAGGAGGAGGUGGAUGAGACAGGGCUGGAGGUGCGGGACAUCGAGCUGGUGAUGGCCCAGGCCAACGUCUCGCGGCCCAAAGCCGUGCGGGCGCUACGGCACAACAACAACGACAUCGUCAACGCCAUCAUGGAGCUGACCAUGUAG
Molecule: messenger RNA, 651 nt
Organism: Mesitornis unicolor (brown roatelo)
Lineage: Eukaryota; Metazoa; Chordata; Aves; Mesitornithiformes; Mesitornithidae
Product: nascent polypeptide-associated complex subunit alpha-like
Exons: 7
Biological process (GO): protein targeting to membrane
Cellular component (GO): nascent polypeptide-associated complex; cytoplasm
Source: RefSeq, a predicted model, not a curated record